CGUGAAGUUGCGCGUCUCUGCGGCGAGCACAAAGGCUUAUGCUUGACAGCUUGCGAUCUCUCUGGAUGGCUUCUCAGCUAUGUGCCUCUACCAAAGAACUAAAUAAAUGCGCAUGUCGCGUAUGUAUUUGAGCGACUGGCCACGGCAACACAUUCCCGAGAUUACAGAGUUGAUUGGAUUCAGCGUCACUGUUGAUACUCGUACUUUGAUACGAUCAUGGCGACCUUCAAAGCCCUCAACCUCGAAUCCGACAGCGAAUCCGACGAUGAAGUCGACAACACGAAGGAGAUUCAGAUAGAGGAAGCAUUGAAACUGUAUCAAAACGCACUGAAGUACCACUCCGAGGGACCACAGUCAUACGAUAAAGCAAAAGAAGCCUAUGCCUCCCUAUUCAAUUCCGAAGUUUUCAAGUACCCCGAGUCCUUAUCCGAGUAUCGCAGAUCGGAGUUACUGGGGGAUCAGUUUGAUUUUGAAUAUGCUUUGCCCGAUGAUGUGGAGGCUGGACCUGUAGCACUACCUGCGCCCUCUGACAGCGCGCCUAAUACUCUUCCUCAAAUACUUCACCUGUCAAAUAAGAACCAUGGUCAACUGCUCAUGGACAUCUUAGUGCAACGGCAUAGGGAAUGGACAGCACGCCCUAGAGAGGAACAAGACCAAUUCAAGGUUGAAGAUCUUGCCCUGAACCUCAUCAAUGCAGCUGUAAUCGCGCUCGACUACUUUGCAAAUGCUUUGGACAAAGAUGAUGCUGAUAUUGGACUGUGGUCGCGCACAGCCUCAGUCGCUGAAGUUAUUGGUAGCAAACGUUUGGCAAGGUUCUGUAUAGAAGCUGUACUGGAUGGAGACGACGAGGGAUUGGAAGGUAUUUUGAGGCUUCCUGGUCUACAGGAGACUCGUGCAAUGCAGCAGUUGAAAGAACUGGCAGAAGUUGUCGAAGAUGAUCUUUCCGUACUUCAGCCUCCUUUGUCUUCGUGGCAGCGUAAGAGUCUCUCAAGUGCCUUGAAACAGCGACUUGUUACCCAUACGUAUCCCCAGUUAUCGACGAUAGCGUCUUCUGCUUCGAAAUUGAAGAGCCUGGAGAUGGUAACUGGAUCAAGUCCUCAAGAUCAGACUCUUUCACCGGCAAAAGAAGACUGGGGUGCAGUUGGUGAAUCCAUUCUCCAGACAUAUGUAUCAGAGCAGAAUGGGGUUACUAAAAGUUCUCAUGGUGCAGCGAUCAGGCUAGCUGUAAAGGAAACGGACGUCAAGUUCCUUCCGCAACACGAGGCGAAGGAGAACGAACUUAUACAUUCUGAGCCCUCUCCAACACCCGUGGCACGAAAGUCACCAUCAGACGAGGACCUCGGAAGGACUCAAGAUGCGAACGAUAAUGCGAUGGAAGAACCGCCUCAAGAAAGUGCGGAGCCCCCAUCUACUAUAGAUGCUGGUACAGGAGAGAUAAGCACACUCCCAUCUAGGAAACGGUCGACUGAGUCUGCCGGCUUGCCAGAGACUGCCGAAGGCGGACGCGGCCGAAGCAAACGUUUGCGAGCUCGUGAAACUGUGACUGAGAGUCAACAGGUGCCAGACCAAGCCAGUACGGAAAUCGCCAAACAAAUUACAAAUCAGCUAUGGAAUUACGAGCAAGCAGAUCACUACCUUUUCACUAUCGCUGGGGACCUAUUCCGACAUAUCGAUGUUGAUGCUUUUGGCACUUCUGCUUCUCUCCGAGAUGUUCUUAAAAAUGAACUUCCCACCACACUAUCUUCGGACGGUGAGCGUCUUUCUUAUGCCAUGCAGGAUCUUCAUACUGUGCUCCAAGCAUGUACACCAAAGACGACUAGGCUCUUUCGACACGGUGAGUCGGUAGACACUCUCAGUGGCAUGUCUCGCGAAGCUGGAUUGAACGCAUUUCUGGGUAACGCUCGAAGCACCGUCUCUCCCAAAAAUUCGAAACCCAUGCUAGAUCGCACCGAGGGUCUCUGUUCAUGGAUGGACGAGAUCAAUACAAGCUGGCUAUCUAUCAAACAGGUUGCCCUUCGUUGGCUUAAAUGCUUCCUCAUGCCCCAAUCGUUUCCAUCAACGACCUCUAGCCACAUUUUCCAAUCAAGCUACAUGUCCCAUAAAUGGCCUGAAGACGUCAAGCGCACGAUUGUUCAAGUCCUGGUCCAUCUGGACGAAUGCAUCUAUGAAGAUGCUCUCGACCUCUUGAGUACCCUGAAUGCUUCGCUACUGGGCAGUGAUGAGUCCAUGAACAAGUACGAGUUCUCCGAGUUUGAUGCUGCACUAGUAGAAUAUAUCGAAACGCUCUUUGAGCUACACCUAGAUGUGUACUCGCUCAUCAAAAACAGUACCGUAGAUACCACAACGCAGGUGCUACAACACGAUCGCCUUGAGAAAUGGGCCCUUUUAGCGAGAGAUGCGCUAAGUCUUCGCCGAGAUGGCGUGCCUACUACAAAUAUGGACGACCUCUCUCUUCGGCAUAUUUGGGCGUCCGCUUUUCACAUCAGCGUAUGUGACGGCGUGUUGCAACAACACGUUGUUCGUUGUAUAGAGGAUGUGAAAGACACCCUGGCUGCUUUGAACGAUCAUGUCAUUAUAGUGACCAACAACGCCAUCAUGCCAGAGCUCUCACUAAGUGCUGCAGAUAGAGAGCUUGCUAAGAUCAACAUGAAAGACUUUUUCUUAAAAGUUUUUGACCACGACGAGAAGGACCCUGUGGCGGUCAUUGAGAGCCUGGAGCCUAUUGUCGAGCCUUCUGAAUUGAUAGAUGUCAAACGUACUGUAGGGCCGAAUACGCAGAACGAAUAUGACGGCGAUGUUACUAUGGAGGAGCCAGACAAAGUCGAGGGUGACGUGCCCGAUAUCUCAACCAAAGGAAUAAACCCGGGUAGGAACGUAUCACUGACUCCAUAUACCGAGAUGCGAAAGUUUCUCGAGAACGCAAGUUUAUCACUACGACUCUCGCUUUGGCAACGCCUCCGCGAGGCCUAUCAAUCAAUCGAGUAUUAUCCGAAGGUCAUGUCAUGCUAUCUGCGAAGCAUUGAGCUGAUCUCCAACAACUUCAAAUCUGUCAUCUAUACAGAGUCUCAAGAAGAUCAGCGUCAGUUUAUGCUGCUCAGCGGGAUUCGGAUUCUUGAUGAGAUUCUCUUCAAAAUCAUGACACUCAUCAAUAAGGGCAACUUCGAUCCCUUCGAAUGUCUAGACGAAACCCAUCUCAAGUCGUCUGCAAAUGCGAUAGCCGAAAUACUCCGACUACUUACUGUUUCUGACGUCUAUGAAGAUCGUAUCCGCGUCGGCCAAGUACCAGUAUCCACGACACAAGGACGAGGAAACGCGGAUUAUAACAUGAUCAGUGCAAGGAUUAAAGACAUGCAUGUUCGAGCAUGGACACUACAAUACUUGCUCCUCAAAGAAGGCAUGAAGCAGAAUCCCGACAAGUACCCUACAGCAGAUGAUGAUCGCUUAGACUUUCUGCGACACAUACACUAUGCGAUGGGGCUGCGCCAAUAUGGGCAUAUGGCCAACAAAGUCUUCCUAAAGCUGCUGAAAGAUGAGCUUGUUCAUCUCAACGAUGUUAGCGAUAAAAAGGCUAGAGAUGCCGAGCUUUGCCAGACGCUCUAUGAUAUUUAUGGACUCAAGUGCUUUACGAAAGCUGAGGACUCCAUGGAGUACGGCUCUCCGGAAGAGCCACUGGAUGCGAAGACUGCCACACAGUUGUUACCAUUUGUGAUGGCACAAGCACAUAAAAUCAGUGUCAAAGACCUACCCAAAACAGAACACAAAGCAGCGAUCGACAAGCUUCAUGGCGCGCUUGGGCGUCCGAAAGCGAACGGUGAUAUGAUGAUGAACAGAAAGGUCAUAACUUCCUAUCUGAAAUCUCCUAUCAACCCUCUGAAUUGCUUCCGAUGCCUGCAUGGAGUUGGGGCCUUGUCGACGAAACAUAUAUCCCCAAACCGUGCCAUCGCUGCUUCUAAGGGCUGGUAUUUCCUCAUGGGCAAUAUUGCAUUAAACAAGUUCCGGUCUCAGAAACGAAUUGCUCAAGGUCCGACCGAAGAAAUAAACUUUGCUGCUGCAUUCUUCAUGCAAGAUCUAGAAUACUCUAUCGAGCGCUGGGAAACCUGGUAUCGUCUUGCUCAAACAUAUGAUACACAGCUGGAAGAAAGUGUUUCGUGGUCAGCCGAAAAAUUAAAUGGGGACCAAUACGAUAUUAUACAACUACAAAGAAAUGCAGUGCAUUGCUACACUAUGGCAGUUGCUUGCGCAAACAGGCAAGUCGACAUCACAGAAGAAGAUAAGACCACGAUGGCCGAGAUGUACGCAGACUUCGGCAUGCGAAUGUACUCUUCUUCUCGUCCCCCCUACAGCUCGAAAGCGUUCGACUUUCGUGAAUCCGAAACACGAUUUCUUAGCCGCAACGUCGUCCAGCAAGAGGCGCCAUAUGAAAGUUUUAAAGAAUUCACUUUAUGGAAAUUCUCGAAGACACUGUUUAUUCGUGCAAUACGCGGCAAUCCUGAUCGCUGGAUGGACCAUUUUAUGCUUGGCAAGUGUCUAUGGAAGAUGUAUAACUGCACCACACGCAACCAUAUCGACAAUGCCCCAACCAUCGAACAAAUUGUAAAUGCAUUUGUCAAUGCUAUUGAUCGGUUGCCGGGGAAGAAAGACUCUAAACGCGAGCCAGUUCUUGAGCCUCAUUACAAGCUUGUUUCAAUCAUCAACAAGUUGGUCCAUGAUAAGAGUUUGGGUCACGAAAGUGCUUGUGAGGCCUUGCAGUCCACUCGAUAUGCGCGGACACUCGGAAAGUCCCAGGACUUGGAUGACUGGCAGUCAUAUGUGCUCCAAAUUCUUAAGCAACUGCGAAGCGCUGACAAGUCUGGCUGGCAUCAUCGCAUGACGGCAAGAGCGGCGCACGUUGUAUACGAUGACGACAAAUCUAGUAUCAUGGCGGCCAUGGGUGCUAAGCAUGAGUUGACGCAGCAGAUCUUCACAAAAACAAUGGCAGUCCAAGUAUGGAAACCUGAGAAUGAAAGACCUGGCCGGCAUUUUGUUUACACCACUCUCUACACAGACUUCUUUCUACAACUGCUCGUCCAACUUAACGAACGCAGUAGUCUUGAAGCUUUAGCGAAAAGAGUUCGGAAGCGGCCUCAUGACUUCUUUGAGCACUCCAAACUUUGGUAUAAGAUUUGUGUGGAGUACAUAAAGCUACUUCGGCGUCAUGCGAAAGUUCCGGAAGGUCACGAAGACAUCAUUUUCAAAUCACUCAGUAGCGAAGAGUUCGCAGUCAAGGCAGACCGGCUCGAACAAUGGCUUUUGACCGCGGACAGUUCUAUGCCCGUAAUCGAAGUUCUCAGAGAGGCCGUUGAAUUCAAGAAGCUGAACAGUGGCCUCGCUAAAUACGCGCUGAUAGAUGAUACUGUCGGAGAUGCAUAUGCCGUGCUAUAUGCAGAUAUCGCCCUGACAUUACCACCACUGCCUUCAGAGACGCCUAGCCUUCCUCUGAAUGCUACUGCAACCCCUUUCUCUGGAGGUCAAGCGCCAGAGAGAACCAAUAUGAUGUCGUUGACCUCCCUCAUGAAUAUGGCUAAUUCGGACAAGGCUACUAUAGGGGGUGUUGGAGUCGUGAUGAAUGCUGCGGCUUCAUCCACUGUCACAACAGAACCUGUAUUGGCUCGUCCGCGCUUCAAGGCUGUGAAUCGCCGAGAGAUUGCGCGCCGCGCCGAGGCAGCUGUUGCCAGAUUAACUACCCUUCAGACAGCUGCCAAGACUCCUGUCCUCCCACAGGGCGAUCAUACCGUCGAAGUCGUUAUCCGUUCGCCUGUUCACGAUAGGCGAAAGUCAUUUGGGCCUAGUGGUGACAAUACUUUGUCUGCCCCAGAUCGUGAUGAUGAAGGUGCCGAGGUCAGUGCACCUGGUAGUGUACAUGAUAGUGCAGAUGAUGAAAGCGAGCUCACGCAAUUGGAGGACGAUGAUGACGAGGACGACGAGGACGACGACACCGAACCCCGUCCACCGAAGUCCAUGUUUCCCAAUCUGUUCCGAAAGGACCACCUUGCUGCUGAUGAUACAGGGGCUAGUAGCGUAGCUAGUCCAGAGGCAGUGACUGCCGAUGAAGGUCAUCCCGACGAAGGAGAUGAAGAUGUGGAGGACAUCGAUGAUGAGGUAUUCGAGGAAGCGGAGGAAGAACAGCUACAAGCCGACGAUGAUGGACCCGAGAAGAUCGCUGAUGAUCACGAUUGAACAAUGCAGAAUCCUUGAAUAUCAUCUGAAAUAUCUGUAUAUAUUGUAUGAGUACCAGAACUUUUGGCGUUUCCGACCUGAUCAGGUUCAUUUGGGUCAUCUCCGGAGUAGAGCUACCAGACUAGCCUAAGGAUGGAAAUCGGGACGGUUGUCUGUCCUCGCACAUAAUAUUAUGCACUUGGCUUGAGAGGUGAUAUGACGAGAGACACAAUGUGUACGAGCCAAAGAUAUGAUCUACAGACUCCCGUAUCUAACUUCAUUAGUAACAAAUGAUACAUUAUUCUGGC
Molecule: messenger RNA, 6503 nt
Organism: Pseudovirgaria hyperparasitica
Lineage: Eukaryota; Fungi; Ascomycota; Dothideomycetes; Acrospermales; Acrospermaceae
Exons: 3
Coding region: 217-6216 (1999 amino acids)
Biological process (GO): chromatin organization
Cellular component (GO): HIR complex; nucleus
Molecular function (GO): nucleosome binding
Source: RefSeq, a predicted model, not a curated record